Molecule: messenger RNA, 6694 nt
Organism: Phascolarctos cinereus (koala)
Lineage: Eukaryota; Metazoa; Chordata; Mammalia; Diprotodontia; Phascolarctidae
Source: RefSeq, a predicted model, not a curated record
GGAGCUUGCCUUCCUCCUCUUCUCUUCCUCCCCCUCCCCCUUCCCUAUCCUACCCUGACCACCCAAUCACAGCAGACACUAGAGCUAAACUCCCCACAUCCAUCCCUUCUGCCCCAAGGCAAGCAGGCACAGCCAGAGACUGUGCAGCCACUGACUUUGCCCUGAGUGAGGACACAGCAAAGGCUUUGGGGUAUCUCCCCAGGAACCCACUGCUCUCCUAGAAAUCUGCUCUACGACUUUGAGAAGUUGGAGCUUUCCCAGUUUCCAGACAUGAUGGAGAAAGAGAAGGAGGUUGGGGUGGACAAGAGAAAAAACACUGACUCCAGAGGGAGAAGUAAGAAACAAGAAGGCUAUCAUUCCAUCUACAUCGGGGUGCCGGUCCACAGCAACUACGGUAGAAAAAUACUCAAGAAGCGAGCUCCCUCUGGCCGGGAAAAAGCCAAGCACUUCAGGAGAGCCCGUGAGCACCCCUCAAGGCGGGCAGACCCAGAGGAAGCCAGGCCAGUCUCCCAAGACACCAGCACAGACGACAUCAGCAAAAUCCGGUCCCCAGCUGCUGAGCGGCUCCGUUACAUCCUGGGGGAUGAAGAUGGCAUUCCCACCCCAACCCUCUUCACGGAGAUGGACACCCUGCAACAUGACGGUGAGGAGAUGGAGUGGAAAGAAUCGGCCAGGUGGGUAAAGUUUGAAGAGAAGGUUGAAGAAGGAGGUGAGCGAUGGAGUAAGCCCCAUGUAUCGACAUUAUCUCUGCAUAGCUUGUUUGAACUCCGAACCUGCCUCCAGACUGGUACUGUGCUUCUGGACUUAGAUGGCUGCUCCUUACCACAGAUCAUAGAUGAUGUUGUCGAGAAGCAAAUAGAAGAUGGACUCCUGAAGCCAGAGCUGAGAGAGAGAGUCUGCUACGUCCUCUUGAGAAAACAUCGGCAUCAGACUAAGAAACCUAUCCACCGCUCGCUGGCGGACAUUGGAAAAUCUGUCUCUUCCCCCUCCAACCGGAGCCCAGCCCGGAGCCCUACAGCAGCUGGCCCCAACUUGCACCACUCCACUGAGGACCUGCGGACCAGGCAGAACGCCAGCUAUGGACGGCUGUGUCACGCCCAGAGCCGGAGUAUGAAUGAUAUUUCGGGCACCCCAAACCCAAAUCAGCUGAAAAACAAAUUCAUGAAGAAGAUUCCCAAGGACUCGGAAGCUUCCAAUGUGUUGGUGGGAGAGGUGGACUUCUUGGACCAACCUUUUGUCGCUUUUGUCCGUCUUAUCCAGUCCACCAUGCUGGGAGGGGUGACCGAGGUGCCUGUUCCCACUAGAUUCCUGUUCAUCCUUCUAGGCCCUCACGGGAAAGCCAAAUCCUACAAUGAAAUCGGCCGGGCCAUCGCGACCCUCAUGGUCGAUGACCUUUUCAGUGACGUGGCCUACAAAGCCCGAAACCGAGAUGACCUGAUCGCUGGCAUUGACGAAUUCCUGGACGAGGUGAUCGUCCUGCCCCCUGGAGAGUGGGACCCAAAUAUCCGGAUUGAGCCCCCAAAGAAAGUGCCUUCUGCUGACAAGAGGAAGUCUGUGUUCUCUCUGAAUGAGCUGGGACAGAUGAACGGAUCUGUGGGAGGCGGAGCUGGGGCUGGGGCUGGAGGAGGAGGCGGGGCAGACGGUGGUGGUGAAGAUGGUGAGAUGCCGGCGGUGCAUGAAAUUGGAGAAGAGCUCGUCUGGACAGGAAGGCUUUUCGGGGGCCUGUGCCUGGACAUUAAGAGGAAGCUGCCCUGGUUCCCAAGUGACUUCUAUGAAGGAUUCCACAUCCAGUCCAUCUCCGCCAUCCUCUUCAUCUACCUCGGCUGUAUCACCAACGCCAUCACCUUUGGAGGGCUUCUGGGGGAUGCCACGGACAAUUACCAGGGCGUGAUGGAGAGCUUCCUGGGCACUGCAAUGGCCGGCUCCUUGUUUUGUUUCUUUGCUGGACAACCCCUCAUCAUUCUCAGCAGCACUGGGCCCAUUCUGAUCUUCGAAAAACUCCUGUUCGACUUCAGCAAGAGUAACGGCAUCGACUACAUGGAGUUCCGCCUGUGGAUAGGCCUGCACUCCGCCCUGCAGUGCCUCAUCCUGGUGGCGACGGACGCCAGCUUCAUCAUAAAGUACAUCACCCGCUUCACCGAGGAAGGCUUCUCCACCCUCAUCAGCUUCAUCUUCAUCUACGACGCCAUCAAGAAGAUGAUCAGUGCCUUCGUAUACUACCCCAUCAACACGGACUUCAAUCCUGACCUCAUCACCACAUACAAGUGCGAGUGCGUCGCCCCUGACACAGCAAACACAACCACGUUCAAUGCUUCAGCUCCGCUGGUGCCGAACAACACUAACAUUUCUCUGGACAAUCCCCUUAACCUGACAGCUCUGGACUGGUCUCAGCUGAGCAAGAAGGAGUGCCUGAGGUACGGAGGGAGCCUGCUGGGGAACUCCUGCCACUUUGUCCCAGACCUGGCACUCAUGUCCUUCAUCCUCUUUUUCGGGACAUACUCCAUGACCCUGACCCUAAAGAAAUUCAAGUUCAGCCGCUAUUUCCCUACCAAGCUGCGGAAGCUCAUCAGCGACUUCUCCAUCUUCAUGUCCAUUCUGGCUUUCGUGGCCCUCGACAGUCUCUUUGGCCUCAAUACUCCAAAGCUUCAGGUGCCCACAGUUUUUAAGCCCACCCGGGUGGACCGAGGCUGGUUCAUCUUCCCCUUCGGGAAGAACCCCUGGUGGAUUUACCUAGCCAGCACCCUCCCCGCCCUGCUGGUGACCAUCCUGAUCUUCAUGGACCAGCAGAUCACAGCGGUCAUCGUUAACCGCAAGGAGAAUAAAUUGAGGAAGGCUGCAGGCUACCACCUGGACCUGUUUUGGGUGGGCAUCCUCAUGGCUGUGUGCUCCUUCAUGGGCCUGCCCUGGUACGUGGCUGCUACCGUCAUUUCCAUAGCCCACAUCGACAGCCUCAAGAUGGAGACGGAGACCAGUGCCCCCGGGGAGCAGCCGCAGUUCCUGGGGGUGAGGGAGCAGAGAGUGACAGGCAUCAUCGUCUUCAUCCUGACGGGAAUCUCGGUCUUCUUGGCUCCCAUCCUGAAGUACAUCCCCAUGCCUGUGCUCUACGGAGUCUUUCUCUACAUGGGCGUAGCCUCUCUUAAUGGUAUCCAGUUCUGGGAGCGCUGCAAGCUCUUCCUGAUGCCCGCCAAGCACCAGCCCGACUACGCGUUCCUGCGCCACGUGCCUCUGCGCCGGAUUCACCUCUUCACCCUGGUACAGGUCCUCUGCCUGGCCAUUCUCUGGAUCCUCAAGUCCACCGUGGCUGCCAUCAUCUUCCCUGUGAUGAUCUUGGGUCUCAUCAUUGUGCGCAAGCUGUUGGACCUGGUCUUUUCCCAGCACGAUUUGGCCUGGAUUGACAAUGUCAUCCCUGAGAAGGAGAAGAAGAAGGAAGAUGACAAGAAGAAGAAGAGGAAAGGGACCCUGGACGGUGGCAGCGGCAGCAGCAGUGAGGAGCCCCAGUUUCCUUCUCCCUCAGUUAUAAAGAUCCCCAUGGAACCUGUCCAGUCCGAUCCCCAAAAUGGUAUCCAUUGCAUUGCCAGAAAAAGAGCUUCCAGUUGGAGUUACUCCCUCUGAUCCCUUCCUCAGCGAUUCCGAUCGAAGCAUCACCUUACACUUGAAGAUUUCCUGCCCACCUUCACCUGCCUUCAACUACUCCCGGAGCCUAGGUUUUCCAAUGCCACAAGUGAAGAUUGAGAUGGAGUCGGACUAUGAGCAUGGAGAUGGAGAGAAACACUCCAGAGACAUCGGCAGUGAAACCACACUGUAGCUCCUAGCAUUUCAGCCUUUCCAUUCUCCAGCCCCCACCUCCACAAUACAUUGGCUGGCUGAGGAACAGAGUCAGGCUGAGGGCCUGGCUGUCUCUUACACACAUACAUACACACACACACACACACACACACACACACACACACACACACACACACAUUCUCCUCUAAGGGCAGAAAUAUAGAUAGAUCCUUUUGACAGCACCCCUCCCCCAAUACUUCAAAGAUCCUUCUGAAAGAACUGAGCUCUUACCUUCAUUCACCUCCUUCCUGUCAAUCAAGCCUCAGCUUCCCCACCCACCUACUCCCACCCGUCCCCAAGUUCUGCAGGAAAGACAAGCAACAGUAGAGUUCUUUGUAACUUUAGGAAGGGAUAGAAUCUAGAAACACAGAUGUGGUAGAUCAUUUGCUGCUCUGUCCUGUUGGCCUGGAACCUCAAAGAUACUGACAUGGACACUAAGCAUGGUAUUCCCUGCCUCCAUUUCCAAAUCCCAAGCCUGACAGAAAUCUAGACCUACUGGACACUCACCAUCAGGGGUAUUCUAUAAUAUACCCCCUGGGGUCCAACCCCUAGAUUUGGAGCGGUACGAGCUAAGAUGGAAUCCUGGCUCUGCUCACCACCCGAGACCUAAAAAAGUCAUCCAUGACCUCUCCUGGAAAGGAGUAAAAAUGUAGGCACAAAACGUUACCAUCUGGCCACCAACAGUCACAUCUACUAUUCCUGCACAACUUCACACAAACAUCCAGGUUGGGGUCUCCUAGGCCUUCUUUCCCUUAGGGUGGUGAUAGCUCUUCUCAGUAAACCAUCUCCCAUUCCUGUUCUGAACAUCCUGGAGAGUCCUUCAUAGUCAGCAGUUCCUGAAAGCCUCACUUCAUAAAACUCACGAUGUCCUUGGGACACUGGCCAUCAGAGGCUGCCUUGACUUGCGGAGUACAAUUCUUGCUGUAACUACAUCCCACCCACCCAACAUACCAAGCAGCUAUGAAGGGAAGCAAUAGGCCUUAACAUCCAGGUCAGCUUACUGCCUCACUAAGCCCUGCUAUUCAAUACACAACGUCCCAGGCUCUACACAUUUUUUAGACCCCCAAGAAAGACCCUGUCCCUGCUCUGGGGAAAGACACAAGCUAGUUGAUACAGUGAAGACAUAAAGUAGUCUCAUGUCUUAGUCCCAAGUGACAGUCAAGAAGGCCAGCCUUUUGAUGUACCAAAAGUGUUGGAAUUCACGUGGUGUAGGCAAAGAAUGGCGGAACAAGGAAGUUGCUUCCUAAGAUGAUAGCUAGGAUAGAGGAGGAAAUAGCCAACUCCUCUUUAAAAGACAAGAGGGCAAAACCCAAUAGGUAAAAACUCUGUUAAGAGCUUAGCUAAGAGACCAAGGUUAGACUUUCUGUGUGCCUCUCCCUCAUUCACUCAUCCUAGCUAAGGUUCCUCCUAGAAGAGGUCUGUCUACAACACGAGCAGGUCUACAAACAAGGAUUCGUGGCUCCACGUGCCUCGAUCAAGUUUGGUAGCAAUAAUCACAGUUGGCAUUUGAUGUAGCAUUUGGAAGGCUCCGCUUUCUGUCUUUCAUCUCACUGAAUUCUCACAGCUUUGAGAGGUAGAUCACAUCUGCAUUUACCAUUCCCAUUGCCCAGAUGGAGAAGCUGGCUUUGGCAUGGUCAUAGAUGCCUUGUCAAAUGGCAGAGGCGGGAUUCAAACCUGGUUUCUUGACUGCAAGACCAACACUGUUGGUUGGACACUGUAUGACUCUGCCUUUCCUCUCCCUUUGGAAAAAUGAGUUCCAUUUGUUGGUGGAACAAUUUGGAAUUGACUGUUAAGAAAAACUGGCAUUUAUUAACUUAUAGUUUUAGAACUCAUUGAACUCACUAUUUCAAAUGAAAAACACAAACAAAAACCCUCUUUUAUGUGAACAGUAAGUACUGUGUGUUUUGAAUUCUUCAACUAUGCCUACAUUUGGGCACGUCCCUAUCUGUCAACUGGAAAGUGGCCCACUUUCUGCGCACGGCUCACGUCAAUGUGUGAGAGUUAAUUUUAGUUCAGCCAGGUAUUCUAGUGUUACAUCUUGGAAGAACAAUUUUUCUGCAUGGCUCAUUGCUGAAUUAACAAUAUUAAAUACCAGCCAUUAGAACUUUAUGAUCUAGCCCAAAUCUACUUUACUUGGCAAACAGGAUUGGACAUGUGUCAUCAUGCAUAUGCAUUUCAAGCCUUGCCUCCACAUACAAAAAGAGCCAUGGGUCUAGAGCUCAAAAAACCCAGGCCAUUUUGGUUCCAGUGUCGCUGUAAUCAUUCACAUGAAGACAUACAAGCCAGAUGAUUUCUACUUAAGCCAAAUGGCCUUAGAGGCACUUCCCCCUGACCCCACCACACACACACACACACACACAGGGAUCACAGGCAUGUUUUCUUCCUUUAUAACCAAUACUAUGAUAGCUAGGGGGCUAAACUUAAAAAAAAAAGUUGGUGUUUUUGUUUGUUUUCUAAACUUGGACUGUUUUCUCACAGCACUUGCAUCUGAAAUACAGAAAUCCAAAAUGCUCAGAAAUGAGCCUGCUUGGUCGGUGAAUCAGCUAAGCUGAGACAACAGCAUUCUUAAUCUUCCUUUUCACAAACCAAUAGCUGUAAUUUUCAUGGUAAUUGUUUAUAUUUUGUACAUAUAUGGAAAUGACCUGAUUUCAAUGGUGUCUUAAGGUUUUCAGAAAUUGCUAGUUGGCACCACCUACCACAUGGAAGCCAGUAAAUAUUUUAUACGUCACGUUACCAACAAUCCAAUAAACAAGGAAAUUCUGUUCCUUUUGCUCCGGCGUUUUCAAGGUCUCAUAACCGGCUUGCAAGUAUUUACUCCUAGUCCCCCAAAAUAAAAUCCUCACACCUCCUAAGUGUCAACAAAGACUCA